Messenger RNA from Spodoptera litura, 3165 nucleotides. It is a transcript of the gene Cdk1, whose product is annotated as Cyclin-dependent kinase 1. Gene Ontology annotation, molecular function: ATP binding; cyclin-dependent protein serine/threonine kinase activity. Lineage: Eukaryota; Metazoa; Arthropoda; Insecta; Lepidoptera; Noctuidae. The record is from RefSeq and is a predicted model, not a curated record. Gene Ontology annotation, biological process: G2/M transition of mitotic cell cycle; mitotic G2 DNA damage checkpoint signaling; protein phosphorylation. Gene Ontology annotation, cellular component: nucleus.
AAAAAAUUACGUUUGAAAGUCGUUGUGAAACGUUAACGAUAUUUUAGCAAUUUUCCCAGUAAACAAUUUAACAUUUGAAAAAAAAUACUAUUUAUUACGCUGGAUUACCAAAUAACUAAUCUGUUUGCAAUCUGCUUUUAUCGAUGUGUCAAUAACAUCGAAAAAACAUCACUUUAGUUGAUGUUAAUUGUGGUAGUUGGCCACAAGUUUUGCUAGGAAGUUACAAAAUUCCCUGUUACAAAAUGGAUGAUUUUCUAAAAAUUGAGAAGAUUGGUGAAGGUACUUAUGGUGUGGUGUACAAAGGGAAAAAUAAAAUAACUGGGCAGUUUGUGGCCAUGAAGAAAAUCCGCUUGGAGUCUGAAGACGAAGGCAUUCCUUCAACAGCCAUCAGGGAGAUUUCGCUUCUUAAAGAGCUGAACCACCCAAACAUAGUGAAAUUGGAAGAUGUACUGAUGGAAGAAAGCCGCCUGUACCUCAUCUUCGAGUUCCUCUCCAUGGACUUGAAGAAAUACAUGGAUUCUCUUGGAUCGGGGAAAUUCAUGGACCCGACAGUAGUGAAGAGCUACUUGUACCAGAUUAACAAUGCCAUCCUCUACUGCCACCAGAGGAGGAUCCUUCACCGAGAUCUCAAACCACAGAACUUACUUAUUGACAAGACUGGAAUCAUUAAGGUGGCUGACUUUGGUCUGGGGCGAGCCUUUGGAGUGCCAGUGCGUGUGUACACCCAUGAGGUGGUCACUCUCUGGUACAGAGCUCCUGAAGUCCUACUUGGCAGUCAGAGAUAUUCCUGCCCCAUAGACAUGUGGUCAGUGGGAUGCAUAUUCUCAGAGAUGUCCUCAAAGAAACCUCUCUUCCAAGGAGACUCUGAGAUUGAUCAACUUUUCCGCAUAUUCAGAAUGCUCCGUACUCCCACUGAGGACAUCUGGCCAGGUGUGUCUUCACUGCCAGACUACAAGCCCACCUUCCCCAACUGGACUUCAUUCAACCUUCAUAAUCACGUGCAAAACCUAGACGAAGUUGGCAUGGAUCUACUGCAAAAGAUGUUAGUCUAUGACCCGGUGAAGCGUAUCUCAGCGAAGGAUGCGCGCAGGCACCGAUACUUCCGCGACGUGAACCUCCCGCCCGGACUCAAGCACCACUCCGCAUACAUCCGCUACCAGCCAGAUUCGCAGGAAGACGACUGCACCGUCCAAAGCGUAUAGUACAUAAUACAUCAAUAUGGACAUCACUUGCGCUUCACAUGCGCUACGCAGUCAGGUUGUACAAAGAUUAGCGAUGCGCAACAACCCAAGAGUCAUAUUUAACUACACGAUUUUUAAUAAUGGCUAUGGCUAAGCAAAUUGACAACACUAGUCAUAUUUGACUACUCUCUCCUCCAUGAAAAAGUUAAUAUAUUCGGUAUUGUGCAUCGCUCAGUCAAAAGCGAUAGUUUGGACCAUGUUUGCAGUCUACGAUUGCUGAAGGCCUGUCCUAGAACACAGCGCAUUUAUUUAUCUCGUACAUUUUCGGUCAAUAUUUAUUACUUAUCUAUGUUCUUGGUAUUUAUAAACAUGGGCAUUUUAUAGAAACCGUAGUCAUAAUUUCCUUCAGAAAGAUUAGUUCGAUAUUUUACUGUGUUACUCUGAAAUCAAAUGAUAACAAGUUUAUCAUAUUUCUAGUGCAUCUAGAGACGUAACACAAUGUCAGGACACUGGCAUCUUGUUACUCAUCCUAAUUAUUUUCUCCAGUCUCCUCUCUCGAAUUAUUUCUUCCUCCAAAUCUUAAUAGUGCCAGAAUCUCCUAAUAUUUUAAUUUAUAUCGAGACUGAACUUUCGUAAUAUGUAUCCAACCAAAAUAUUUUGAUUAAUCAAAUUGUGCCUGUGAUUAAAGCAAUAAUUAAUAUGAUUCGAUAAAAUUACUCCAUGAAACAUGUGGCCUUCAAAUUGUGUAUCGUAAUCGUAGUGUAAAUAAAAUGUUUAGCGGAAUUAUUUUGUAAGCGUCGUCGGCUAGGGUUAUUUUUGUAGUUUUACGUAUUUUUAUAUGCAUGGUAUUGUCGCUAGGUUCUAGAGAGCGUGGUACGUUAGCUAGGAAUUUGGGCCUGAUUGGUGUCUCAAAUACACCAAGACUUGGCUCUCGAAGCGAAAGUUAAAUACCAAGGCACCCUGUAUGAUGAUCAAACACACUAAUUUCCAAAAUUAGUGUUGUGUUUACUUAAUAUAUGUGGUGUACUAUUUCUUCUCUUCUCAAAUAGAAUUUUCCUAAUUUGUCUUUUUUAACUUAGAGGUUGAAUUCCAGUGUUGUUAUAAAUAUUGUAUUGAAUGGUAGCCUCGUGCCGGUCUUGCGAGUUUUUAGUUUUCUAACACAGUGGUCGAAUCUACAACCUUUAACAUAUGAAACUGACUGUAAAUAUCGCGAUCUGAAAUAUUGUGCCACAACAUUCAAUAACUUUAACAAUUGGGAUUUUUGAUCACUGUGUUGUUUUCAAGGACAUUAUUUUGGUUUGUAAUAGCUCAACAAAAUAAAUAAUAAAGGGUUCCUCUUGUUCUUUAAAGUUAAUUAAAAUAGUGUUCAUUAAAUGUUGUUAUCCUGGUGCUACUUUAAUAAAAUAGUAUAUUUUUGUAAUGUAAUUAUGACCAGAAUAUAUUUUAUUUUUUCAUCACUACUAGCCUAGUCACCACUUAUGAAGAUGUUAUCUAAGAGUAAGGGAAGAACUAUAAUCCUUAUCCAAGCUUCAUAGUUUAUGGCCAUCCAUAUGAGAAAUCAGUGUUUAUUUUGCUGAGCUAUUAACAUGCCGAUAUAUUAUUAUGAAUAAUGAAUGAAUUGCAUUGAUUUAGGUAUUAUCUUAAUUAUUGAAGUAAUUAAAUUUUAAUAAUAAGUUUUUAUAAUGACGUUUUAUUUUACCCACACGGAAAGUAACAAUAAGAAAAUACAGUGAAAUCAACACUUUAUUACAAAACAAUUCUAUUUACAUUAUUGCUAUCUGUUCACAAUGAAAUAUAUCUUAUAUACAUUUAAAUAAUAGCUAAAUUGCUAUGUAUAAUCACAAAGUACACUUAUUCUAGUAUUGCUGAACCUAACGACUACUUGUACACAUAAAUUCAAACAUACAGAUUUAAAAACUGCGGUCUAAUAUAUUCAGGCACCAGUGCAAUAAGACUUUCUCUAUUAAUUACUACUUAUUAUAAC